Messenger RNA from Ornithorhynchus anatinus (platypus), 3699 nucleotides. RefSeq names its product dishevelled segment polarity protein 1 (gene DVL1). The transcript has 15 exons. Gene Ontology annotation, cellular component: cytosol. Gene Ontology annotation, molecular function: frizzled binding. Gene Ontology annotation, biological process: canonical Wnt signaling pathway; intracellular signal transduction. NCBI's taxonomy places the organism in Eukaryota, Metazoa, Chordata, Mammalia, Monotremata, Ornithorhynchidae. Bases 24 to 2066 code for a protein of 680 amino acids. The record is from RefSeq and is a predicted model, not a curated record.
CUCCGCCCCCUCCGCCCCCUCCCAUGGCGGAGACCAAGAUCAUCUACCACAUCGACGAGGAGGAGACCCCCUACCUGGUCAAGCUGCCGGUGACCCCCGAGAGGGUCACCCUGGCCGACUUCAAAAAUGUCCUCAGCAACCGGCCGGUGCAGAGCUACAAAUUCUUUUUCAAGUCGAUGGACCAGGACUUCGGGGUGGUGAAGGAAGAGAUCUCGGACGACAAUGCCAGGCUGCCGUGCUUCAAUGGGAGAGUGGUGUCUUGGCUCGUCCUGGCCGAGAACUCGCACUCAGACGCGGGGUCUCAGGGCCCUGAGAGCCACAGCGACCUGCCCCCACCUCUGGAGAGGACAGGAGGCAUCGGGGACUCCCGGCCCCCCUCCUUCCACCCCAAUGCGGCCAGCAUCCGCGAUGGGCUGGACAACGAGACGGGCACGGAGUCAGUGGUUAGCCACCGGCGGCACCGGCGGCGGAAUCGGGAAAGCCACGAUGACGCCCCACGGGUCAAUGGGAACCCGAAGCUGGAGCCGGGCCGGGAGCGGGGGGCCUGCGACAGCUCCUCGUCCACCGUCCUGAGCAGCGAGAUGGAGUCCAGCAACUUCGUGGAUUCGGACGAGGAGGACACCAGCAGGCGGAGCAGCUCGGCGGAGCAGAGCACUUCCUCCCGGCUGAUCCGCAAGCACAAACGACGCCGGAGGAAACCGAGGAUGCGGCAGACGGACCGGUCUUCCUCUUUCAGCAGCAUCACGGAUUCCACCAUGUCCCUGAACAUCAUCACGGUGACACUGAACAUGGAGAAGUACAACUUCCUCGGGAUCAGCAUCGUGGGCCAGAGCAAUGAUCGAGGCGACGGCGGCAUCUACAUCGGCUCCAUCAUGAAGGGGGGUGCCGUGGCCGCCGACGGCCGGAUCGAGCCGGGGGACAUGCUGCUGCAGGUGAACGACGUGAACUUUGAGAACAUGAGCAACGACGACGCCGUGCGGGUGCUGCGGGACCUCGUGUCUCAGCCCGGACCCAUCAGCCUCACUGUGGCCAAGUGCUGGGACCCCACCCCCCGCAGCUACUUCACCAUUCCCCGGGCUGAGCCGGUGAGGCCGAUCGACCCCGCCGCCUGGAUCUCGCACACCGCGGCCCUGACCGGAGUGUUUCCCCGCCACGGUACGAGCCCUUCUGUGAGCCUCAUCACAGCCACCAGCUCCUCACUAACGAGCUCUAUUCCCGAGGCCGAAAAGAUGGAGGAGUCGGUGCUGAGCGUGAAGAGUGACAUGGCCACUGUGGUCAAGGUGAUGCAGCUGGCGGAUUCGGGUUUGGAGAUCCGUGACAGGAUGUGGCUGAAAAUUACCAUCUCCAACGCCGUCAUUGGAGCGGAUGUGGUGGACUGGCUGUACACCCACGUGGAGGGCUUCAAAGACCGGAGGGAGGCCCGGAAGUACGCCAGCAGCAUGCUGAAACACGGCUACCUCAGGCACACCGUCAACAAGAUCACGUUCUCCGAGCAGUGCUACUACGUCUUUGGAGACCUCUGCAGCAACAUGGCCGCCCUGAAUCUGAACAACGGUUCCGGCGGGACGUCCGAUCAGGACACGUUGGCCCCGCUGCCCCAGGCAGCCGCCCCCUGGCCCGUGGGGCCGAGCUACCCCUAUCAGUACCCGCCGCCCCCGGCGGGCUUCCCGCCGGCCUACCAGGACCCCGGCUUCGGCUACGGCAGCGGCAGCGCGGGGAGCCAGCACAGCGAAGGGAGCAGGAGCAGCGGCUCGGCCCGCAGCGCCGGCGACGCCGGCCGCCGGCCGCUCGGGAGGGAGAAGGAGCUCAAGUCGCCGGGCAGCGGGAGCGACUCGGACCCCACGGCCCGGAGCGUCCGGCGGGAGCGUCCGGCCAGCCAGCUCAGCCGCCGCAGCCGCCGCAGCCAGGCCGACCCCCGGGGGCUCCCGGCCUACCCGGGCCCCGAGGCCCGCGCCGCCGGCCGGGCCCGAGAACUCGCCUCCGUGCCCCCGGAGCUCACGGGCAGCCGCCAGUCCUUCCAGAAGGCCAUGGGCAACCCGUGCGAGUUCUUCGUGGACAUCAUGUGAGCCGGCGGGGUGGCCCCGGCCCCGGCCGCCGGAGGAGACGGGCGUCUCCGGCUCGGCGACGGCGUCCCGGGCGCGGGGCCGACGCUUCGCCUCCGGUGGGGACGCCCCGUUUCCGACCGCCUUCGCCUCUCCCCCCCCCACCGUUGGCGGGAAGGGCCGCGCUUAGACCCCCCGACCGCCACUCGGUCGAUCCGGGGGCGGCCGGCCGAGCGCCCGGGAGGGGCCGGUUGAAGUCGUCGGCGCUGCCCCUUUGCUUUUCGCUGUGGGUAGCGAACCGCCCUGCCUCGAGGGCGGCAGCGCCGACUCCCCUUGUUUGUCGGGACUCUCCGGGCCUCACCCCGGACGGCCCGGACCCCUGCCCGUCGGCCCGUCCUAGCCGUGCCGUUACCGGCCGGGAGCUCUGAGCGCCGGAGGGCAGCUCGGGUUUAAGCGAUUGGAGAGCUGGAGGAGGUACCCCAGGCCUCGGGGGAGCCGAGUCGAGGGAAGCCCCUUUCCCGCGGGGGCGUCGCCCUCCAAGAAUAAGCCAGGAGGUUGGGGGGUGGGAAACAGGACGGAGGCUUUGCUGCAGGUGCUAAAGCCCCCCCCUUGCAUCCUGGAGGGGACACCCAGCCUCCAACACCACCGGCCUCUGGACUUCUCCCUCCAGGCCGGACCGGUGUGGAGGGGGGAAGGCCGACAGACUCCACCCCCAGCCUUGCGUCGUGACGAUGAGACCUUAUUUAUUUAUUUAUUGUUCCAGGCCUGUCGGGCCGCUGGCCGUCUGGUCAACCGUCCUGGCCGGCCCCCCCUGCGGCGGCUCCUCCCCCUUCGAGGUGCAGGGAGAAGGGAAAGACCCUGCCUCCGUUCCCCCCGCCGCCAGCCCUGCCCGGGUCGGGCGGCAUAACCUAAGGCCUCGGAGCUAGCUAGACGGCUGGAGCGGGGCAAGGCCCAUCUGCUUCCAGGGCCGCGGAGAGCUGGGCGGGCAGGUGGAGCCGGGUCGGCUGCUGGACAGUCGACCCGGCGCUGCGAUGGGGUGACCAGGUCGAGACUCCACCCGCUAAGGGGUGGAGGGGGCAGGGGACGCAGUGGAGGGAGAGAUGGAGGUAAGUGGAGGGAGCCUUUUCAGCCUCUCCCCCCAGGGGCGAGUGUGGCCACCGGGACGGUCCCUCCAGAGUUGGGGGCGGGAUCGGGGAGGGGUCACCCCUCGCUUCCCACCCGUAGGUGAACAACGGAGCCCGGGGGCAGGUCUGGGCAAAAUUUCCACACCUUUCCCCCACGGGCUUCUGGAUAGAGUUCGCAGCGACGCAGAAAGGAUGCUUCUUCCCCCCCAAGACGGGGGCGGCCACAGGCACUUUAGAGAAUGGGGACGCUCCCCACUUCCCUAUGAGACACCAUUCCCCGGGGAGGGGGGAAAAGCGAGGCAGGCCCGGGGUGAUUUUCCCGUUUUGCAUUUUCCAGGACCGACGCCUGUCACCUUCUGGCAGGGACGACCUGGGCGGGUCCUUAGGGGUGGGGGGGACCUGUUGCCCCGGCCCCCGAUCCCUGGCCCUGCCCGGUCCUGGCUGUAGAUACCGAUCGACCCCGUGUCUGUAUAGUUAAUAUAUAACUGCUUCUGUGUAAAUGCUAUUUUAAACACUAAAAGCUUUUAAUUUUA